Trypanosoma cruzi is the source of this 882-nucleotide messenger RNA. Its product is annotated as mitochondrial carrier protein, putative. Gene Ontology annotation, molecular function: O-acyl-L-carnitine transmembrane transporter activity. The coding region runs from base 1 to 882 and encodes 293 amino acids. Gene Ontology annotation, cellular component: mitochondrial envelope. Gene Ontology annotation, biological process: mitochondrial transport; carnitine transmembrane transport. The record is from RefSeq and is a predicted model, not a curated record. The transcript has a single exon. NCBI's taxonomy places the organism in Eukaryota, Euglenozoa, Kinetoplastea, Trypanosomatida, Trypanosomatidae.
AUGGAUUUGCUGACUAGCUUCAUCAGCGGAUGGAUGGGCGGCGUUGGACUUCUGCUUGUGGGCCAUCCCUUUGACACGGUCAAAACGCUUCUGCAGGACGCCAAAGGCAAGCACAAGAAUGCCCUCAGCUGUGUGGCGAGUAUUUUGAAGAGGGAUGGACCUCUUGCUCUUUACAAAGGUGUGCUAGCCCCCAUGACCGGCGUGGGCGUCGUGUUCGCCUUCUACUUUGUUGCCUACGACAGCUGUGAGAAGUUCAUUCGUUGGAUGAAGGCCCUGGAUGCCUCUAAGCCGCUGCAGAUAACGGAUGUAAUGAUAUGCGGUGGCAGCACGGGAGUGUUGGGGUCUCUCGUACUUGGGCCCGCCGAGCUGCUUAAGAUUCGUCAGCAGACAGCUCUUAACUCCGGCACGGACAGUUCUCUGCGCGGUGUUAUCUCGUUCAUCUAUCGAAGGGAGGGUUUUCGUGGUUUCUUCCGCGGCACAGGAAUGACAAUGGUUCGUGAUGUGCCAGGAAGCAUGGCCUGGUUUGGCGCAUAUGAAUACACAAAACUGCUCAUCUGCAGCAAUCCAAAGAUACCAUCCGUGUCGGAAUCACUCUUUGCUGGUGGAAUGGGGGGUAUUGGCAUGUGGUCCUUUGCGGUUCCACUGGAUGUCAUCAAGACCCGCGUGCAGGCCAGUCAUGAGAAACUAACGCUGGUAGGUGCAGUGCGGGGCAUCUUCAAGGAGCGUGGGCUCCGAGGUUUUUACCGGGGCCUCGGUCCUGCAUUGCUGCGCGCUUUCCCUGCUAACGCUGCCUGUUUUGCCACGAAGGAGAUGACUCAGCGUGCACUGAACAACCUAACGGGUUCCGCAACUGGAGUCCAGAAGAGCAUAGAUAAGAAAUAA